Molecule: messenger RNA, 1534 nt
Organism: Macadamia integrifolia
Lineage: Eukaryota; Viridiplantae; Streptophyta; Magnoliopsida; Proteales; Proteaceae
Product: RNA-binding protein 25
Exons: 8
Coding region: 79-1194 (371 amino acids)
Source: RefSeq, a predicted model, not a curated record
AGUCUCUCAUUUGUUAAGUAAUAGGCUGAUAGCUGAAAAAUCCAUACCUCUCUCUCUCUCUCUCUCUCUCUCUCUCUCAUGGCGAAAGAUCGAAACGGAAAACUGUCAGAUAGAAAUGGCAGAGAAGAAGACGAAGAGGAAGGGAAGGGAAAAGAUGAAGCGCCUUCGAAGAGGAUUCACGGGAAGGGAUCCAAAAGGAGAAGAAAGGAAGAAGUAUCCGACGACGAGAACUCUGAUUCCGGUUCCGAUUCUGAUAGCGGUGAAGACGAGAGGGAGCGUAGCCGAGACAGAAAGGUGAGUAGAAGCAAGCACAAGCGGAGACGGAGAAGCUCCGAUAGAAGAUCUCGAAGGCGCCGUGGCGAGGACGAUGAGCCUUCAUUGUCGCAUUCUUCUGAUUAUUCAGAUUCUGAAGAUUCCUCUACUGAUUCCAAAUCAGAUGCUUCUGAUUACUCCUCUGAGGAGAGUGAGAGUGAAGAUGAGCGGCGGAGGAGGAAGCAGAGGGAACGGAGGAAGAGAAAGGAGAGGGAGAUUGAGAAGGAGAGACGUAGACGACGCCGAAGGGAACGUGAGAAGGAGAAGGACAGGAAAGGGAGGAAGAGAGAUAAAGACGAGGUGAAGAAGAAGCAUGAGCAUAAGAAGAAAAAGAAGGAUAAAGGAAAGGAGGCUGGGAAGAAGGGAGCGGUGACGAAUUUAUGGGGGAAGUACGGCAUUAUCAGGGAAACCGACAUGUGGAACAAACGACCAGAGUUUACAGCAUGGUUGGCUGAGGUGAAACAGUUUGAACUGCAGGUAAACCUGGAAACCUUGCCUAAUUGGGAAGAGAAGCAAAUGUUCAAACAAUUCAUGGAGGACCACAAUACAGCUACCUUUCCUUCAAAGAAGUAUUAUGAUUUGGAUGCCUAUCACAGGCGUAAAAUGGAGAAAGAAAUUAAGAGAGGAAUUAAAAAGCUCCCAGUCACUGAACGUACGGUGUUCAAUGAUGAAGAACAGCGUCGGCAAGAACUGCUACGAGAGCGUGAAAGACAGAAGGAGGAACAGGUGGAAACUCUAAAGCGCUCUAUGCAGAGUGGAAUGGCACAAGCUAUGAAAGAGCAAGCUCAACUCAGGGAAGAAAUGGCUUACCAAUACAAGAUCGGAAAUUCUGAGGCUGCGGCUGCAAUUCAGAGAAGAUUGGACCCAGAUGUUGCUAUGUAAGAAGCUCAUUGAUGCAAAACGCUGUGGGUGUUUGGUGUUGGUACCCUCUAGACUCUAGUCCUUAUUCGGAUGCUCAUUCUCAAUGGGAAGGGGUACCACACAUUUCUUGAUUUGCUUAUUUUGACUUGUGGAUGAUAUACACUAUAGAUCAUUUUUUUUUUUUUUUUUGGAAACACUAUAGAUCUUAGUUAUUUGUUUUUAAAUUUUAACCUUUCGGUGAAUUGGUUCAUUUGAUCUCUUGAUGUGAAGUCACCAAAGGACAUACUCUUUUGAACUUAAUAUUAAAGUAGAUGAUAUAUCUUUGGGGAUAGAAUCUUAAUAUAAACUUAUUGAAUCAGAA